Molecule: messenger RNA, 918 nt
Organism: Brenthis ino (lesser marbled fritillary)
Lineage: Eukaryota; Metazoa; Arthropoda; Insecta; Lepidoptera; Nymphalidae
Source: the annotation of a GenBank genome assembly
AUGGAUCGGAAGAAAUCUACUCACACUGGAACCAUUGCAAAACUCGAUGGUGAAAUGUCUAAAUCUUUUAAUAAAGCAAAGAGAGAUUGUGAUGAUCUGGAAAGCUCAUCUCAUACACAAUAUUUUAGGAGAAAAAAAUAUAAAACAUAUUACGAACGAAUUAAUAGCGAUGAAUACCUGGGAAAGUUCGAGACAUUGUCGGGCUCAUCCGACACCCACCACUGCGUGUACGGUCCCGCAGGCAAGUCAUACACGGAGAAGGGCAGACUUGAAAGAAGUUUUAGAAAGAUUUUGGACCCUAUUGUCACAGGUCCUAAAUCAACGGAGGAAUGCGAACUGCCGAAUACUUUGCAGUUAGCAUCGACCCUGGAGUUCCUGGUGACGGACUGCGUCGGCCAGCUGCAGACUACUCGAAUACAAGCUCACAUACGCGACUUCGCUCGAGCAUCAUGCUCGGGCUAUAAUAUCGAAGUGCUGCCCAGCCUGUGCGUGGUACUGGAGCACCUGGUAGAGCGCAUGCGCAGUGAGCCGGAGCUGCGCGAGAGUGUGGUGUUGCUCCUCGACAACAUGGACAAACCGAUUCUAUUGCGACGAAUGUCCGACAUCACCACACAGUUUGAUACUCUCAGACAUUACAUAGGAUUUCUGGGCUACCUGCUACUGCAGGUGGGCGAAGACGAACUGUUCAGCCGCGUGUCGCGCGCGCUGGUGUGGCAGCUGUCAGCGCAGCGGGCGCGCGUGGCGCAGGGGGAGCGCGGGAAGGGCGGGGCGGUGACGGCGCGGCUUGUGCUGGACGCAGCGACUCUGCUCCUGCCCACCGCCGCACGCAUGCUCGCGCUCGCCAGGCCCACGCAGUUUCCCGCCUACCAACACAUAGCCUUAUUACUAGCCUGUCACUCCGUACACAACUGUGCGCGC